Plasmodium malariae is the source of this 303-nucleotide messenger RNA. RefSeq names its product small ubiquitin-related modifier, putative (gene SUMO). The record is from RefSeq and is a predicted model, not a curated record. The transcript is spliced from 2 exons. Gene Ontology annotation, biological process: protein sumoylation. Gene Ontology annotation, molecular function: protein tag activity; ubiquitin-like protein ligase binding. The coding region runs from base 1 to 303 and encodes 100 amino acids. Gene Ontology annotation, cellular component: nucleus. NCBI's taxonomy places the organism in Eukaryota, Apicomplexa, Aconoidasida, Haemosporida, Plasmodiidae.
AUGGCUGACGAUUCAUCAGCAGCUAAUAAUGCGGGUGCAACGACAAGUAACAAUCAAGGUGAACACAUUCAGGUUAAAGUAAGAUCACCUGAUGGAGCAGAGGUUUUUUUUAAAAUAAAAAGAAAGACGAAACUUGAGAAGCUAAUGGAAGUAUACUGUAACCGCCUUGGACAGUCAAUGGAAGCAGUUCGAUUUUUAUAUGACGGGGAUAGGAUACAUGGAGAUAACACACCUGAUCAAUUAGGAAUAGAAGAUGGAGAUGUUAUUGAUGCAAUGGUUCAACAAACGGGAGGAAGUUUUUAA